Molecule: messenger RNA, 2630 nt
Organism: Owenia fusiformis
Lineage: Eukaryota; Metazoa; Annelida; Polychaeta; Sabellida; Oweniidae
Source: the annotation of a GenBank genome assembly
AUACAAUGUAUAAUGAAACACAAUAUUCAUCAUUACUUAUUUGUCCAUGUUGAUAUUAAAUAAUAUUUUGAGAAUGUGAUUAGGAUUGUCAGGUGAAGCUGUAAAACAUUCAAGUUGUCCAGUAGUUUCAAGGUCAUUUAAAAAACGCUGCAAACGGCACAUACAAUUCAACCAUUUUCUUAAAAAGAGAUUAUCAAUGGUAUCCUAGAGAUUAACAAUGGCAAGUGUUGAGGCAAACCUCCAGGAGAUGCUGACAUGCCAAAUCUGCUUUGAUUCAUACACACUUGAUCCACCUAAACACCCCAAAGCCUUGCCUUGUCUGCAUACCUUCUGCCUAUCAUGUUUGGAGCAAUUCCAAGGUCACACCUCUGUUGAGUGCCCAUCAUGCAGAAGAAGUCAUGAGAUACCAAAAGAUGGAUUCCACACACAUUUCCAUUUCUUAUCAUUAUUGGACACCCCAGCCAGGAAAUCAACUCUUGUUCAGCCAAUGGUGCGACAAAAGCUACAGCUGGAAAAUAAAUGUGUGAUCCAUGGGCUAUCUGUCGGCAGAAAUGAUGAUGUCAUUGCUGUGAGAGGACGCACCAUUCAAAUCUAUGAUGCGAAAUUUGGACUGAAAGAUACACUCCGCCUCAAGCAAUAUAUUGCGAGCGCUACCCUGAUGUCAGAUGCCAUGCUGGUGAUUAAGGAAACCGCAUCAUCGACCCUAAAGAUCUUAAACAUGAAGGGAGACUACCAAGGUUCCAUCAACAAUCCUAAGUUUUCAAAAUCAAUGACCGUGGCAAAUGGAGGAUGCAACAAAUUGGUGAUCGUUAAACAAAAUAUGGUGUUGUACCUCGAGUCAACUGACAACAUUCAAUGGGUGGAAAAGGCAUGCAUACAACAAAGUUUCUUCCAGCUCAUGUACCAGCACAAGUUCUUUGAGGCACCAUGGUAUGCCACUGUCAACUCAAAAGGAAUCCUAAUUGUGUCAGACCAUCACCGACACUGCAUUAGAGGACUCAAUAAACAAGGCACAGACGUUUUCUGUUACAUGAAAAAUGAAACAUCCUUAGACAACCCUGGAGAUGAAAACCCAGAAAGUAAACUCCACUGGCCACGAGGAAUUUGUGUUGAUGUCCAAGAUUACAUCAUUGUAGCAGACCACAUGAACCAGCAGGUGGCGCUACUGUCUCCCAAAGGAGAUUUUAUACGAUAUCUCCUGACAAAACAAGAUGGUGUAAGGUUUCCCCGCUCUGUUGUUGUGAAUAAUAAUGGACAGUUGAUAGUAGGAGAUGACUGGGGCCAGGUGUUUGUAGUGGAAUACAGGAAAUAUACUGAUAUGGUAUAAAUAAGGACUUGCCUAUGUAUAGAAAAAUGACAUUAACAUAAUAACCAUGGACAGAGACCAUUUGUAGUAAUACAUAGGCAACAAUAUGCAACUACAUCAUGCAACAAGUCUAGCAAUCUUGCUCAAUUCCCUUGUGUAAUCCUGUGUAGUCUGCGAUUAUCAAUACCAUGUGUUAAGGACAAGUUAUUUCAUGGCACAGAGGAAGCUUAAAUUCUAACUUACUGCACAUUGGGACCAUAGCAAACAGCUUGGUUGGAGGGUAGGGUCCAGGGGGUGGUGGUCCAGAUGAUUGCCCAUAUCUUAUCAUCACUACCUGAAACAUAUUACCUCAGCAAGUAAAGAUCAGCUUUUGUAUCAACAAUUUAAUUAUGAAGCCAUAAAAUUAAAUUAAAAUGGAGUGACAUCAAAUUAACUGUUAAGAAUAAAUGAAUUAAAAUAAUAUCAAUAUGAUGAUAUACACAUAUUCAUUCAUUUAACCUUACUAAGCAUCAAUACAGCGCAACAUAAGCCUUUGAAGCAUAGAAAUUGCAUGCAUAACCCACAUCACAAACAAAAUAAUAUAGAAGUACAUGUACAUGAACUUACGGGUAUAACUGCAGAGUUCUUCUGGAAGAUGAUUAAUGGAGAACUUCACAUAGAUGGCCUUGGAGACAUGCUCUGUGUUAUAUUCUAAUUCUGCUUCUGCCAAGGCUGUCCUUUAGUAGCAACCAAAUGGAUCAUGUAGUUAUAUAUGUGAUAUUAAUACCUUCAUUUUUCUGGUAUACUAAUCAUUUUACAAGAUAUAACUUCAGGUGGUAGAAUCUUCAAAUUGUUUUUUGACAGUAUUAGUCAAGAAGUGGGGAAAGCUAUGGAAUUCAUUUUCAAGUGCAUAUGAAUUACAUUUCAAGCUUAUCAACUGCUUGUAUUGUAUCUUAGAGUAAAAACUGUUACUUGCAUCUAGUUUAAAUAACACAAUAUGAAUCCCUACUCUCAAUGAUGCAGGUCGUUACAUGGGCUAUGAGUGUGUUCUAUAUUUAUAAGCAGUUAUUGUCUUUCAAUUCAUUUAAAUCCACAAUACAUGUUCAACAAAACAUUCCAUCGAAACUGAAUCAUUUUUAUUACAUGUUUUUUUCUUUUUUUAUCUGUGAAUAACUGAAUCAUGAAGUAAAUGUAAUAUUCUAUUUGGUAUAUUGUUUCUCUUUCUUACUUUAUUUAAUUUUAAUGUACUCUUAAAAGGCAACAGUUAAUGAAAACACAGAAUGAAAUUUUGCGCUAAGGGCUGAUGUGAAAAAGGCAGUCAACCCUAGUGAGGAUCGAACCCAUG